Fonsecaea pedrosoi CBS 271.37 is the source of this 1044-nucleotide messenger RNA. RefSeq lists its product as uncharacterized. Gene Ontology annotation, biological process: translation. Gene Ontology annotation, cellular component: mitochondrial large ribosomal subunit. The record is from RefSeq and is a predicted model, not a curated record. The transcript has a single exon. Lineage: Eukaryota; Fungi; Ascomycota; Eurotiomycetes; Chaetothyriales; Herpotrichiellaceae. Bases 1 to 1044 code for a protein of 347 amino acids. Gene Ontology annotation, molecular function: structural constituent of ribosome.
AUGCCUCCCAGACUCCGCCUGCGCACGCUCGCGCAGCUCGCAGAGCUUCAAGUCGAAGCUGCUUCCACAUACACGUGCGGUCGUUGCUCGCGACUAUACGCAACAGCAGCAGCAGCGCAGUCAAUAGCGACAACACCGGCUCCUUCAGAUGCGCAAAUGCGAGCCUCGAUACCAACCCUCUCGCGCUACUCGCCCGUGCAACCCCCCUCGCACCGCAACCCAGCCUACCGAAAGUCCCAGCUGCUGCGCUCCUACGUCUCGCUCCUCCAGACGACGCCGUUGAUCAUCUUCUUCCAACACAACAACCUGAAGGCUACCGAGUGGGUGAGCAUCCGACGCGAGCUGGCCUCGGCACUCCGAAAGGUCGACGCACAACUCGCCGCGCAGGGCAAACCUCCGCACGAGCUGAUCGGAGAGUACAUCAAGUUACAAGUCAUAAAGACCAACAUGUUCGAACCAGCCCUCCGAAUCGCCGAGUACUUCAAACCGCUACCGGCGCCAGAACUGAUUGGCGGCCUAGCAGGCAUCCCAUCGGAAAAGGAUGAUCCCUCCUUGACACACGUGCUGUCGGUGGCAGCAUACGAAGCGGCGCAGCAGCACAAGAACGAACAUCCCCUAACACCUGUAUUGGCCGGCUCCGUGGCCAUUCUGACCCUCCCGGCCGUUUCGCCGACCUAUCUCAAGACCGCAUUUUCGAUACUAUGCCCCCAGGCACCCCGCUUCCCUGCCCCGACGAGGAGAGCAGUACCCCAAUACUACGAGCCAUCAGUACAGGACGGGUUGAAGAAGCUCAUGCUCCUUGGGGCGCGGAUCGACGGACAACUCUUCGACAUGGACGGCACGCGAUGGGUGGGUAGCAUCGAAGGUGGAAUUGACGGGUUGCGCGCACAACUGGUCGGCAUGCUGCAGGGCUUCGGGGCCUCGGUGGUGCACACUCUGGAGAGCGGUUCAAGAAGCCUCUGGUUCACGAUGGAGAGCAGACGGAGGAUGUUGGAGGAGGAAGAGAAUCCCAAGGGCGAGGAUGGGGAGGCAAAGAAGGAAUGA